This is a messenger RNA of Talpa occidentalis (Iberian mole), 948 nucleotides long. RefSeq names its product olfactory receptor 5A1-like. Gene Ontology annotation, molecular function: olfactory receptor activity; G protein-coupled receptor activity; odorant binding. Bases 1 to 948 code for a protein of 315 amino acids. The record is from RefSeq and is a predicted model, not a curated record. Gene Ontology annotation, biological process: sensory perception of smell; G protein-coupled receptor signaling pathway. NCBI's taxonomy places the organism in Eukaryota, Metazoa, Chordata, Mammalia, Eulipotyphla, Talpidae. The transcript has a single exon. Gene Ontology annotation, cellular component: membrane.
AUGUCCACAGCCGGGGCCGGGAAUAGCUCCACCGUGACCAUGUUCAUCCUCCUGGGAUUUUCAGACCAUCCAGAACUCCGUGUCCCCCUCUUUGUGACCUUCCUGGCCAUCUACCUCGUGACUGUAGGCUGGAACCUGGCACUCAUCUUUCUGAUCAGAGGUGACCCCCGUCUGCACACACCCAUGUACUUCUUCCUCAGCAACUUGUCCUUCAUUGACAUCUGCUACUCUUCCUCAGUGGCUCCCAAGAUGCUCACUGACUUCUUCCGGGAGCAAAAGACCAUCUCCUUCCUGGGCUGUGCAGCCCAGUUCUUUUUCUUUGUGGGCAUGGGCCUCACCGAGUGCUUCCUCCUAACGGCCAUGGCAUAUGACCGCUAUGCAGCCAUCUCCAGCCCCCUGCUCUACACAGCCAUCAUGUCCCCGGGCCUCUGUACACGUCUGGUGCUUGGGGCAUACGUGGGUGGCUUUCUGAGCUCCCUGACCCAGUCCUGCUCCAUAUUUCGACUCCACUUCUGCGGACCCAAUGUCAUCAACCACUUCUUCUGUGACCUCCCACCUGUCCUGGCACUUUCUUGCUCUGACAUCUUCCUCAGUCAGGUGGUGAACUUCCUGGUGGUGGUGGCCGUUGGAGGGAUGUCAUUCCUCAUCCUCCUGAUCUCCUACAGUUACAUCGUGGCCGCCGUCUUGAAGAUCCGCUCAUCAGAAGGCCGGAUGAAGGCCUUCAACACAUGCGCCUCACACCUGAUGGUGGUGACUCUACUGUUCGGGACAGCACUUUUCAUGUACUUGCGGCCCAGCUCCAGCUACUCGCUGAGCAGGGACAAGGUGGUGUCUGUGUUCUACUCACUGGUGAUCCCCAUGCUGAACCCCCUCAUUUACAGUCUGAGGAACAAAGAGAUCAAAGAUGCCCUGUGGAAAGUACUAGGGAAGAAGAAAGUGUCUUACUAG